Messenger RNA from Vanessa tameamea, 2113 nucleotides. Its product is annotated as zinc finger protein 771-like. The transcript has 6 exons. The coding region runs from base 422 to 1525 and encodes 367 amino acids. Gene Ontology annotation, molecular function: DNA-binding transcription factor activity, RNA polymerase II-specific; RNA polymerase II cis-regulatory region sequence-specific DNA binding. Lineage: Eukaryota; Metazoa; Arthropoda; Insecta; Lepidoptera; Nymphalidae. The record is from RefSeq and is a predicted model, not a curated record. Gene Ontology annotation, biological process: regulation of transcription by RNA polymerase II.
GGUGCUUGAAAGAAUGUGACGCGAGCCACCUGUCAAGAGACCGUUUCAUCAAAUCAUUUCUUUAUUGCGCAGCCUCCACAGGACCUGUUAUUUUUUGUUAGUUUUGAAAAAAAGAACGUUAUUUGUGGAUGAGUCGGGUAGGUCGGGGCGCGCGAGCCUCAUUUCAGUCAGGUGCCAGGCGCCGAACACGAAGGACCGUGUAAGGUUCGAUACGACCCACACAACCUUCCGAGUGCUCGAUCGCACGUUAUCCCUAUCUUGACGUUCCUAAAUCUUUUGCUGUAACUUUAUGAAAAAUGUUUUGAUUUCAAAUAUUUGUUCCUGGUUUCUGAUGAAGGGAUUUUACGUUUUUACAACGUUGUGAUACUUUAAAGUGAAUAAGUGUAUUGAAGACCGUAGCGCUCGAAUUUGGCGCGUAAGGAUGUCCCGUCACGUGCUGUUAUCCCGUCUCGCGGAGCACUUCCAAGCCUCUUCUCCUCCAGGACAACGGUUUCCGUCUCCAGAGAGAAGCGUAUCACCUCGCUCGCCGACCUCCGUCAGCUCACCUCCUCAGUCACCAGACUCAAUUUCGCAGCAACGCUUGGAUGUGCUGCAAUUUGGAGACAUUGAAAUUGCAGGAAGAGCGCUGAAACAAUACGCUAGAGCUACAGAACUGGGUGCGCUGAUGUACUGCAGUGGUCUGGGAGCGUUGUAUAGCGGCGGAGUGUGGCCACUGUUGCUACCACAAGCGCCACAUUUCCCGCCCGGCGUUGAUCAUGCCCGACACACGCCACCCAGAGAUGAUGACGAAGAGGAGCUGCCUUUAAACUUAUCGAUGAAGAAUCGUCAAAUUUGGUCACCGGCUAGUGUUUGCGAACGAGAACAAGUCGAGACCGAGAGAGAAUCGCCGAUGUCACGAUGGGACGUUCACGAUGAUCCAGACAGUCCCCUCGAGCUGGUUAAGAGAUGUCGAAGCAAUCCCGACGAGAAGCGUCCUUCGAGCACUGAACCAUUACGUUGCCCCUCCGCGCCCGCCUACCACAACUACCCGCCACCACCUCCGCCCCCAGCAGACAUCAACAUCUCAUUACUUCUCAAAACAGAGAAUAAAAACGAGAAAUCUUUUCAGUGCAAGCAGUGCGGCAAAUGCUUCAAGCGCUCCAGCACUCUGUCUACGCACCUCCUCAUCCACUCGGACACCAGGCCCUAUCCUUGCCAGUACUGCGGUAAACGCUUUCACCAGAAAUCUGACAUGAAGAAACAUACCUACAUUCACACCGGUGAGAAGCCACAUAAGUGCGUGGUGUGCUCCAAAGCCUUCAGUCAAAGUUCAAAUCUCAUCACACACAUGCGCAAGCACACCGGAUAUAAACCUUUCUCAUGUGGUCUGUGCGAUAAAGCGUUCCAGCGCAAAGUCGAUCUUCGUCGCCACAGAGAGUCGCAGCAUUCGGAAGUCGACCCUUCAUCUAGCAUUGCUCUCUCUCAGAAUCGCUAUCGAUUCUACGGAGAUGACCAAACAUCACUCGCACCAAUUAGUUCCAAAUGAAUACAACAAUUGCAGUUUAUUUUCUAAUAUCACCGAAACCAAAAUUUUCAACAUAGCUAACUAGGACGUAGGUUAGGGCGAUAAAUAAAACGACUAAUGCAAAUAAAGUUAUCAUGUACACUUUUAGUAAUGUAGCCAAAGAUUUCGAGCAAUUAUUUUAAUUAUUUCGUCCAACUAUGUGUAUGCUUACUAUCACUAGACCUGAAAUACGUGUGAAAUAAAAACAAUUAAUAAUGUGCGUAGUAUACCUUAAUAUAGUGUCUAUCUAUAUAACGAUAGAAAUCGCUUAUGUGUGUUACCUCUAGAGUGCCUUAAUGUGCAUCACAUAAUUGUCUGAUUUGUAACAACGAAAGUGUAGACAGUUCAACAGUCGCAUGAAACAUUGUAACUCCGUCCUUUUUAUUGUGAUAUAUACGUAUAUUUAAUUAUUAAUUUAUCAGGAUUUUAUAUUCCUAUGAAAUUUUACCAGUCAAGUCUGACCAACCCGAGGAUACCUAAUUUUAUGCAAUAGAUUAUAUUAAUGUAGAAUGGUUUCUAUCAACAUUCAUAAUAUUUUCAUGUCCGUCGAAAUUUGUCUGUCCAUAUUUU